GAAUAAUAACAAAAUACUAUAUACAAAAGAUAUAAAUAAUUUGCAGAGAAAGCGCGCUUAUCAGCUGGAAAAGUGAAUCAUGGGUGCAGUGCAGCCGGGAGCAGUUGUGAGCAUUGAACACACUUGGGUGCACUCGACUCCAUAUGCCGCACUGCCUCCGUUCGCUGUUGUUGGCGGCCACGACGCCGACGGCACACCGAUCUAUGUGGGUCGCUCCUUCCACGAGGGCGAGAACCUGCCCGCCAAGGUAAUUCCCAGCAAGGGCUGUGCCUAUGUCGCCUACGGCGGCACCGAGCACCAGAAGAGCCACUAUGAGGUGCUGGUGGGCCAGGGCUUCGCCUGGGUGGGCAGCUCCAGUGGCUGUGUGCCGCCAAACGCUGUGCGCAGCGGCACCACACGCACCGGGGAGCCCAUCUAUGUGGGUCGCGGCCAUUACUCGAACUCGCUCUGCGUGGGCAAGGUGCAUCCAUCGCAUGGCUGUCUUUAUAUACCGUUUGGCGGGCAGGAGGUGCGCAUUAACACCUACGAGGUGCUCAUCCAUCAGCAGCAGGAUGUCUGGGUGCCGGCCACGCCCAGCUAUACGCCGCCCGGCGCCGUCGUAGCCGGUCACGAUUCGGAUCGCACGCCCAUCUAUGCCGGACGCGCCAUGCACGAGGGCGAAAUGCUGCCCGCCAAGGUGGUGCCCAGCAAGGGCUCUGCCUAUGUCUGCUUUGGGGGCUACGAGUUCCAGAAGCCCACCUAUGAGGUGCUCACCGGCUAUGGCUAUGUCUGGAUCCGGCCCCAUCACCAUGGCAUUCCCCCGAAUGCCGUCUCCACGGGACGCGCACGCAACGGCGAACCCAUCUAUUACGGACGCGGACAUUACCAGGGCAGCCUGACGCCCGGCCUGAUCUCCUCCCGACAGCGUUGCCUCUACAUACCCUACGGAGGCCGCGAAAUCCGUGUGGACUCCUAUGAGGUGCUCUGCCGGCAAUAGUCGGCACUCAUAUAUACAUAUAUAUUUAUAUUUUUGAACAAUUUCUAAUAAAGGGUGCGACU
Molecule: messenger RNA, 1038 nt
Organism: Drosophila novamexicana
Lineage: Eukaryota; Metazoa; Arthropoda; Insecta; Diptera; Drosophilidae
Exons: 3
Coding region: 80-976 (298 amino acids)
Source: RefSeq, a predicted model, not a curated record